This is a messenger RNA of Oenanthe melanoleuca, 2391 nucleotides long. It is a transcript of the gene CHAC1, whose product is annotated as ChaC glutathione specific gamma-glutamylcyclotransferase 1. The coding region runs from base 325 to 1011 and encodes 228 amino acids. Gene Ontology annotation, molecular function: glutathione specific gamma-glutamylcyclotransferase activity; gamma-glutamylcyclotransferase activity. The transcript has 3 exons. Gene Ontology annotation, cellular component: cytoplasm. NCBI's taxonomy places the organism in Eukaryota, Metazoa, Chordata, Aves, Passeriformes, Muscicapidae. Gene Ontology annotation, biological process: glutathione catabolic process. The record is from RefSeq and is a predicted model, not a curated record.
GAGACCCGAGGAGGGCCGGCCCGCUCAUUCCACACCAGCUUCUCCCUUUGGGCACGGAGCGCUCUGCUCCAGCGGGCUCGGCGUCCUGCCAGCGGCUGAUCCCCGGCAUUCCCAGGCAGGAAUCUCGCACCCCGCUGCCGGCCAGCCGCGCCUGACGCAACCCGCGCCCCGCUUUGCCCCACCGGGCAGGCGAAACCUCCCGCCCUCGUUGCAUCACCCGGCCGGCGGGGCGGGGCGGGCCCGGCCGCCUUUAAAGCGCCGCGGCGGCCGCGCCGCUCCAGCAGCGCCCGGCGCCUCCCGCAGCCCAGCGCAGCCCGGCCCGAGAUGAAGCGAGACCCGCAGCGCCCCGAGGAGCGCUCGGAGCCGCCGCCCUGCUCGCCCCCGGGGCAGGAGGAGGGGGUGCCGCCGGUGUGGAUCUUCGGCUACGGCUCGCUGGUGUGGAGGCCGGGCUUCGAGUUCACGUCGCGGAAGGUGGGCUUCAUCCGCGGCUACAGCCGCCGCUUCUGGCAGGGGGACACGUUCCACCGCGGCAGCGAGAAGAUGCCCGGCCGGGUGGUGACGCUGCUGGAGGACUGCGGGGCCUGCACGUGGGGUGUAGCCUAUGAAGUCCGUGGGGAGCAAAUCGCUGCGUCGCUCGAGUAUCUCAACAUGCGAGAAGCUGUCCUGGGAGGCUACGACACCAAGCUGGUGAAGUUCCACCCCCAGGAGAAAGAUGCAGAGGAACCUUUCCUGGCUCUUGUUUACAUCGCAACACCCCAGAACCCUUCGUACCUCGGCCCGGCAUCUGAAGAAGACAUUGCAGCUCAAAUCAUUGUCUCAAGUGGUUGUGCUGGUCACAACAUUGAGUACUUGCUGAGACUGGCAGACUUUAUGCGCUACUUCUGUCCCCAAGCGGAGGAUAAACAUCUCUUCUCCAUCGAAGAGGCUCUCAUUUCCAUCCUUCCGUGUCUGUACUACACAGAGGACUCUCUAGAAGAAACUGCAAGUGUCCCUCAGAAGUCUAAGGGUUGAAAUAGGAUUUUUUUUUGCAGGGUUUAAUGGAAGGGACAUAAGGGAGAAGAAAGCAGUGGGGACAAUCUUAGCUCUGAUAAAAUAUACUGGACUGAGUGAAUAAUGGGAGAAUUAGCAAGUGUUUGGGGAGGGAGGAAGUGGAGAGUGGAGUGGAGGACUUGCAGUUUGUACCUGUUACACUCCUUAUCUGUAGCAUCACGAUACCCAUCACUGCUUUCCACAUGGAGAGCUGGGAUCUUCACAGGAACUCUGCUCUGUAAGACUUGCUUCUGGGAAUCAAACCUGAGGCAGUCAUUUCCUUUAGAGAAAGAGGCUUAUCUAUUCUGUGCACUUUCUCUUUUUUUCUUUUUUUUUUUUUUGUUUUAUUUGAAGACUAGUUGAGCAGGACUUGACUGAGUUUAAGCAGUAUAUAUGUAAUUCUACCUCAAAUUGGCAGAAAAGCUGUUUGUCUGGUGGUGGAGACUUUGGCAGAUUCUGCCAAAUAAACUUUUUUUUUUUUCCCCUGCCUUGUCCCACCUCCAGUACAAUGACCUGACACUAAAUUUUAGAACAUUUGUGCAAUAUAAAGUGAACAGGCCUCUUUAUUCUCUUGUGCAUCCUUCUUCCUUAUGUUGUGAAGGAUCACAAUAAUGCACUUAUUUUCUAAAAUGUCAUACUGUAUUUAUUAUGUAAUAUAUUUCCUCUUAGGAGGGAUACCUAAACUAUUCACAUGCCACAGUGGUGUGCAGCCCACACUCAACCUUGCAUUUGUGCCUUCUAGAUUUAAAUCUGUUCUCUGAGGAGCUAAGCCUGCUUUAAUGACAAGCUUUUUCCAAGCUUCAUUGUCCUUGUGCUGCUCCAGACAUAACUGACUCUGUAAGAAAUGGUCCUGCCUGUGUGGGAAGCCUGUGCUGCCUGCAGGAAAGCUGUCAGGAUGCAGGAGAGUUUUAACCAGCCCUGCACUGGAUAGACCUCUGGUGCUUCAGGAUGAUGUGGGUUUGUGUAGAAACAUUUGAGGGUUCUAGUUCCAUACAGGGGUGUCUGUCUGGCACACUUGCAUUUGACUGCAGAGCACCAUGACUGAGCACACUUGCAAGUGUGAGCUGCUGAGAAGCCUGCCUUGAUCAUGUUAGGCAGAGGCACUGCUGCAAGCUCAGACUUUCACAUACUAACAGCAUGAAAACACACAGUAUUUUGUGAGAAAACUGCUGCUACUGCAACUGCAGCAAAACAGCUCUUGAGAGCUGCCCCCUGGGACUGCUGGCUCCUCCCAAAUACAAUGUGUUUUUUUAAUUAUGAAAAAGGCUAGGGACUGUUUGUAUUACUGUGGCUUGUAUGCAUAUGAAGUGGUACUGUGCUGUGCCCAGUAAUAAAACAAACUGACUUUGUCAGUCUCAUGUA